AUGACAGAAGCUGAAGAGAAAUCUUGCAAUACAUGGAAGAAUAUAAGAAAAUCGUAUGUACAGAAAAAGGUGCCAGUUCAAAAAGUGCCUCAUUUUGUUCCUGAUCAAGCAUCCGAGAAGAAAAGAACAACCCCUCUCAACACUGCAUAUACCAUUCGAAAGUCAAGGCCAGUCAGUGGUGUCCAUACUCGAUCAUAUAGGGACAGAGUGAUUCACCUACUAGCACUGAAAGACUACAAGAAAUAUGAACUUCUUGUUCAACUGCAAAAAGAUGGCAUCAAAAUAAAUGACCCCAAUUUUCUUGGAAAAAUUCUGCUGCAGGUGGCUAAUUUGAAUGCCACUACUUUGUCAUACACAUUAAAAGACAGUAUCUUCAAUGAGAUUCAGAGAGAUUGGCCUGGCUAUAAUGAGGAAGACAAGUUGUUAUUGGAUUUGGUGCUUUCCAGAAAGCUACGUCCAUUUCACAAUGCUACCAAGGCCACCCAUUGCAAAGAGUCAUCUGUAGUUUCCAAAACAGAUGAUUCAUCAUCCUCAAAGGAUCAUUUUCUCUCUUUAUCUGGUAUUGACACUUUAAUGAAAAAUAAAGGUGGAUUCUCUGCCCCUAAAUCUGGUGGACAAUUAACAUCAAAUGGCCAAGCAAGUGGUAACAGUGAGAAACCUGUAAUUCUGUCGUGUUCUGCUGCUACUACCAAAUGCAUCCCUCGACCAUUGCCUGGCUCCCAUCUGCCAAUUUCGAAUUCACCAGUCCUUAUAAGAUCUAAUCGCAAUGUUUGUAGUUCUCCAGAAGAUGGGACUCAAAAUCCAUGUGACAUCAGCCAUGACAGUGGCAUGCUUGAACGAGAGAUGAAUAAGCACACUUCUUUCGAAGCUCCAUCCUGUGUUUCAGUUCAAAAAAUGUAUUCAAAGACAAUAGAAAUACCACAUUUUAUGCCUGAGAAGUUCAAAUGUGCAUUUGCAAAGCGAAAAACAACUAUCCCAAACUACAUUACCAGCACAAUGGAGAAACCAAAGACAGAUUUUAAGAAACAAGAUAAAAUUAUGAAGUCAGAUUCUAACAAGGAAGUUAAAAAAGUUUUCCCUGAUUAUGGGAAGACCAGUUUUACAUCUGAAACUCCAGAUUAUUUGGCAAAUUAUUCCAUUAUACUUUCCUCUGACCAACGUCAGUGUUAUGAGAAGGAAUUCAGGGCAGAUUAUAGUGAAUAUCAAGCCACAUACAACAAGAUACAGAUUUUAUGCACACCAAUCAUUGGCCUAGAUUCAGAAAGAAAGGAAUUUUCUCCAGGAUCAAAAGAAUACCAAUAUAUUACUAAAAAAAUUUUAGUAGCCUAUCAGAAAAUGCGGCAGCUUAAUCCUAAAUUUUGUGAAGAAAAGGAUAGAUGUGUGUUUCUUUACAACAAGCUGGUUCACAUUAAAAAGUUAAUAAAUGAUUUUGACCAGCAAGAAGUAAAAUCUACACAGUAA
Molecule: messenger RNA, 1461 nt
Organism: Alexandromys fortis (reed vole)
Lineage: Eukaryota; Metazoa; Chordata; Mammalia; Rodentia; Cricetidae
Product: RNA polymerase II elongation factor ELL2-like
Exons: 1
Coding region: 1-1461 (486 amino acids)
Biological process (GO): snRNA transcription by RNA polymerase II; transcription elongation by RNA polymerase II; positive regulation of transcription elongation by RNA polymerase II
Cellular component (GO): transcription elongation factor complex
Molecular function (GO): cis-regulatory region sequence-specific DNA binding
Source: RefSeq, a predicted model, not a curated record